Messenger RNA from Monopterus albus (swamp eel), 2211 nucleotides. RefSeq names its product STE20 related adaptor alpha (gene strada). Gene Ontology annotation, biological process: protein export from nucleus; protein phosphorylation; activation of protein kinase activity. The record is from RefSeq and is a predicted model, not a curated record. The transcript is spliced from 13 exons. Gene Ontology annotation, cellular component: serine/threonine protein kinase complex. Lineage: Eukaryota; Metazoa; Chordata; Actinopteri; Synbranchiformes; Synbranchidae. Gene Ontology annotation, molecular function: ATP binding; protein serine/threonine kinase activator activity; protein kinase activity. The coding region runs from base 164 to 1450 and encodes 428 amino acids.
UGGUGUGUUGCUGUCAAAAGCAUCCUGCUGGAGAAGAUGCCUAGCUAAAUAAGUUAUCGUAAAAUAAAGGCUAGGACUCAAUUCAGAUAUUGCUUUUCGAACAUUAUAUAGAUAUCCCCUGGAUGUAUUUUCACUAUCAUAUGUAACACACUCAAGAGGAUCCAUGUCUUUUCUUCGUUGGGUAUCUGAAAAAUUGAGUGUGGAGAGCCUGCGGGAUUUGGAGUUAUUUGGAGAGCAGGCUCAGGGACACUCUCACAGGAAAGCCCAUGAGGACAGUCAGGAGAGUCUGACCUCCCUCCCACAUCGGGACACCAUGGGCAGUUUCCUCCCUGACAGCAACUCGUACGAGCUCCUCACCAUUAUCGGUCGGGGCCUGGAUGACCUGAUGACAGUGAACCUGGCUCGAUACAGACCCACUGGCGAGCACGUAGCUAUCCGACGGAUUGACUUGGAGUUGUGCACUAAUGAUAUGGUCACCUACCUGCAGGGUGAACUACAUGUGUCAAAGUUGUUUCACCACCCUAGUAUUCUACCCUACAAGAGUGUCUUCAUAGCUGAAAAUGAGCUGUGGGUCAUCACCCCCUUCAUGGCUUAUGGCUCAGCCAGAGAUCUCAUUUGCACACAUUUUACCGAUGGUAUGGUUGAGCUGACCAUCGCAUACAUUUUGCUAGGCAUGCUCAAAGCUCUUGAAUACAUCCAUCACAUGGGAUACGUCCACCGGAGUGUGAAGGCCAGCCAUGUGUUGAUCUCAGCAGAUGGCCAGGUCUGCAUGUCAGGUCUGCGCAGCAUCUUCAGCCUGAUUCGUCACGGGCAGAGGGCCAAAGUGGUUCACGACUUCCCCCAGUACGGUGUCAAGGUGCUACCCUGGCUCAGCCCUGAGGUGCUGCAGCAGAACCUGCAGGGCUAUGACUCUCGGUCAGACAUCUACAGCCUCGGCAUCACAGCCUGUGAACUGGCAAACGGACAUGUGCCCUUCAAAGACAUGCCAGCUACGCAGAUGCUGCUGGAGAAGUUAAAUGGGACAGUGCCCUGUUUGCUGGAUACCACCACUGUUCCACCAGAGGAGCUAUCCAUGAAACCAUCUCGAUCCGGUGCUGACUCUGGGAUCUGCGAGGGCCCUGGAGCUGGAGGGGUGAGACACUCGAACGGCGAACCUUCCUCUUCAUCAGCAGGACACCCCUACAACCGGACGUUCUCCCCAGACUUUCACGCCUUUGUUGAGCUGUGCCUACAGCGAGACCCAGAAAAGAGACCAUCUGCCACCACUCUCAUAGGCCACCCCUUCUUCAAACAGAUCAAACUGCGGCCCUCGGAGGCAUUGCCUGAGUUGCUACGGCCCGUGUCCCCCAUCACCAGCUUUGAGACCUCCAAGCCGCAGGACUCUCCCUCUGGGCUGGCCAGUCUGGAGUCGGGUCUCAGCCAGCUGGAGGUCGAUGACUGGGAUUUCUGACUGUGAGCAACUUGGUGGAGAGACGCUCAUAGGAGCCUGACGGGAAUCUCUCUGAAGAGACAGGAUGACAUUUCCUUUUGUAAUGGCUCCCUUGUAAAUAGUACAAAUCUCAAACUAAAAGGAGUCAUUGUUCUCAGAGUUUAAAAGCCAGCAACCAUCUUGCCUGUUUUCUCUUACACCCUUUUUUCCUCCAGAUAUGGACAGACUCUGCACUGCACUGAUGGCCUUUCCACACACACACACCUCACAGAUUGUUCUUAUACAUAACAAGCUCCCUGCAGCCAAAAUCCAAAAAAUCUCUGUUCCUCAUGCUGUUGCUCAGGUGUCAGAGGAGGCUGUAUGGAUGUAGACGUAGACGAAAAGUAAAGAUUAUCAUGAAAUGGAUUAGUCAGAACCUGCUGCUAAUAUUCAGAGGGGACUCUCUACCUCUUGUUGGAACUUGCUCAGUUAGCCCUCCACACCAGAUGGAAGGUUUCAGCUUUGUUACAAGGGCCAACUAAAUUAGUAUGUACAUGCAUUUCUUAGCUCUCUAACCCUGUUACAGUGUAAACUACAUCUCAUGCUUUACACAUCACUUUUGUUGAGCACAGAUUAAGUAUAACAUCUGUUAACUACAGAGCAUAAAGGCAUGUAUUACCUUGAUCUUACUCUGGGCAGAAUGUUACUUAUGUCAUAAGUGAAUGUUACAUUGGUGCUUGUUGUGUCUGCAUGUAUUUGAAAGUGAGAACAAAGCAAAGUGUUGCAAAUGUCAAGUUUGACUU